This is a messenger RNA of Budorcas taxicolor (takin), 1530 nucleotides long. It is a transcript of the gene NECTIN4, whose product is annotated as nectin cell adhesion molecule 4. The coding region runs from base 1 to 1530 and encodes 509 amino acids. The transcript is spliced from 9 exons. Gene Ontology annotation, cellular component: adherens junction. Gene Ontology annotation, biological process: heterophilic cell-cell adhesion; symbiont entry into host cell; homophilic cell-cell adhesion. The record is from RefSeq and is a predicted model, not a curated record. Lineage: Eukaryota; Metazoa; Chordata; Mammalia; Artiodactyla; Bovidae.
AUGCCUGUGUCCCUGGGAGCCGAGAUGUGGGGUCCUGUGGCCUGGCUGCUGCUGCUGCUCCUGGCAUCAUUUACAGGUCAGUGCCUUGCUGGUGAGCUGGAGACCUCGGACCUGGUGACCGUGGUGCUGGGCCAGGAUGCCAGGCUGCCCUGCUUCUAUCGAGGGGAUCCGGGCGAGCAGGUGGAGCAGGUGGCAUGGGCUCGCGUGGAUGCGGGCGAGGGCGGCCGGGAACUGGCACUGCUGAACUCCAAAUACGGGCUGCACGUGAGCUCAGCCUACGAGGGCCGCGUGGAACAGCCGCCGCCCCCACGGAACCCCCUGGAUGGUGCAGUACUGCUGCGCAAUGCGGUGCAGGCUGACGAGGGCGAGUACGAGUGUCGCGUCAGCACCUUCCCUGCCGGAAGCUUCCAGGCGCGGCUGCGGCUCCGCGUUCUGGUGCCUCCCUUGCCCUCGCUGAAUCCUGGUCCGGCGCUAGAAGAAGGCCAGGGCCUGACACUGGCAGCCUCCUGCACAGCAGAGGGCAGCCCGGCCCCCAGCGUUACCUGGGACACAGAGGUCAAGGGCACAGCAUCCCACCGCUCCUUCACACACUCCCGCUCAGCUGCCGUCACUUCAGAAUUCCAUCUGGUGCCCAGCCGCAGCAUGAACGGACAGCCACUUACCUGCGUGGUAUCCCACCCUGGCCUGCUGCAGGACCAACGGAUCACCCACAUCCUCCAGGUGGCCUUCCUUGCGGAAGCCUCUGUGAGGGGCCUUGAAGACCGAAAGCUGUGGCAGGUUGGCAGAGAAGGGGCUAUGCUCAAGUGCUUGAGUGAAGGGCAGCCCCCGCCCUCGUACAACUGGACACGGCUGGACGGGCCUCUGCCCAGUGGGGUACGAGCAGAAGGAGACACCCUGGGCUUCCCCACACUGACCACUGAGCACAGUGGCACAUACGUCUGCCGUGUUAGCAAUGCACUCUCCUCAAGGGAUUCUCAGGUGGUGGUGGACGUUCUUGACCCCGAGGACGCCGCCGGGAAGCAGGUGGACCUCGUGUCGGCCUCCGUGGUAGUGGUGGGCGUAAUUGCCGCACUCUUGUUCUGCCUUCUGGUGGUGGUUGUGGUGCUCAUGUCCCGAUACCAUCGGCGCAAGGCCCAGCAGAUGACCCAGAAAUAUGAGGAGGAGCUGACCCUGACCAGGGAGAACUCCAUCCGGAGGCUGCAUUCCCAUCACUCGGACCCCAGAAACCAGCCGGAGGAGAGUGUAGGGCUGAGAGCCGAGGGCCACCCCGAUAGUCUCAAGGACAACAGUAGCUGCUCUGUGAUGAGUGAAGAGCCGGAGGGCCGCAGUUACUCCACGCUGACCACAGUGAGGGAGAUUGAAACGCAGACCGAGCUGCCGUCUCCAGGCCCUGGGCGGGCAGAGGAGGAGGAGGAUCGGGAUGAAGGCAUCAAGCAGGCCAUGAACCAUUUUGUUCAGGAGAACGGGACCCUGCGGGCCAAGCCCACGGGCAAUGGCAUCUACAUCAACGGGCGGGGGCAUCUGGUCUGA